CUACGUUACCCAUGAUACACAUCGUGUUGUGCUACGUACAUGUGCGCCGUGCACUCUCCUUUGCUUCAGAAAUGUGGUCCUUGACCGCCACAGUGCCUGGGCAGACUGGCAUGGCUUUCAGGUUUCAAGAUUAGCGCUAUUCGCAUCCCUCAACGCGUAACUUAAAUCUGUGUGGGUGACGGUGACAGCCACAGAAAAGGCAGAAGAUGAUGAUAAUGCAGUACAUCACUCGUGGCACCCUGCGAAAGAUGGAAGCGGUGCGUCAAUUACUGCCGGCUGUUGCUGCCCGCGACCCACCACAGUCGUUAUGCAGGUGCGCCUUCCGCCUUUCCCCUCCGCACCCCGCAGGCUGGCACUGGUUCUCCACGUCAUCGUCCAGCAUGGCAGCCAAUCAGCUCAAACAUCAGCCACCAGGGAGAGAAACGUCCAUUUCUUCACCUCAGACACCAACAGAUCAGCGAGACAAUGAUGGGCCCGGUGUUGAAGAGGUGGACCCUUUGCAGGACAAGUCCAUUGGUCUUGCUCAGAGAUUCAAGAAGACCUUCAAACAGUAUGGGAAGGUGAUGAUCCCUGUGCAUCUGGUCACGUCCUCAUUUUGGUUUGGAACCUUCUACUAUGCUGCUAUGAAAGGUGUAAAUGUUGUCCAAUUCCUGGAGAUGAUUAAUGUGCCAGAAUCACUUGUUGGACUAUUGAGAGAAUCUUCGAGUGGUUACGCUCUGACUGCUUACGCCAUGUACAAGAUCGCCACUCCCGCCAGAUACGCGGUGACUCUGGGCGGCACUUCUCUGUCUGUUCAAUACCUCCGAAAGCACGGCUACUUAUCCACACCGCCGCCAGUCAAAGAGUACUUCCAAGACAAGAUGGAGGAGACAAAAGAGAAAAUUUCUGAAAAAAUGGAGGAGACAAAGGAGAGGUUCUCCGAGAAAAUGGAGGAAACAAAAGAACGCUUCUCAGAGAAAGUGGAAGAGACUAAGGACAAGCUGUCAGAGAAGCUACAGGAAACCAAAGACCGAGUAUCUGAGGGGAAAGCAUUUUUUCGGAAGAAAAAUGAUUAGGAAGCGUUGCAGGUGGUGCCUCAAUAAAUGAUCCAAUUAAGGUCUGAAAUAAUCAGUGAUUUGGGGCCACCUCUGAGACUGGAGGGAAUUGAGCCAGAUGCAUUUGUCCUGAAAAUGUCACCUCUCACAGCCUGCUCUCUCUAUGUUGUCUACGGAUUAGUCAGAUUCCUGUCCUGCGUGUGCCACACGUGCGACAGUCCGGUCCCUAGUGGACACCAUGCAACGGCUUGGUAAACUCCCGGCACGGCUUCCUUCUGGCUGUGGCCCCUCCGUCUGUGUUUACAGCGGCUCAAGCGAUGGGAGCUUUAACUUUUUGUAAUGUAUAAGGAUGAAAUAAAGAUAUGGCACCCUGAAAA
Messenger RNA from Hippocampus zosterae (dwarf seahorse), 1411 nucleotides. It is a transcript of the gene mims1b, whose product is annotated as family with sequence similarity 210 member Ab. Gene Ontology annotation, cellular component: mitochondrion. Lineage: Eukaryota; Metazoa; Chordata; Actinopteri; Syngnathiformes; Syngnathidae. The transcript has 4 exons. Bases 207 to 1055 code for a protein of 282 amino acids. The record is from RefSeq and is a predicted model, not a curated record.